This is a messenger RNA of Sipha flava (yellow sugarcane aphid), 1643 nucleotides long. RefSeq names its product ethanolamine-phosphate cytidylyltransferase (gene Pect). Gene Ontology annotation, biological process: phosphatidylethanolamine biosynthetic process. The transcript is spliced from 8 exons. Gene Ontology annotation, molecular function: ethanolamine-phosphate cytidylyltransferase activity. Gene Ontology annotation, cellular component: cytoplasm. Lineage: Eukaryota; Metazoa; Arthropoda; Insecta; Hemiptera; Aphididae. The coding region runs from base 369 to 1472 and encodes 367 amino acids. The record is from RefSeq and is a predicted model, not a curated record.
UAUAAAAUUGGAUCUGGUUUUCGAUCAUGUACAAAUAUCCGUGGCCCGUGACAUUUUGACUGUUAGUUCGUGUGUUAUCAUUCGGGACUUUGAACGAUAUGAUAAGAUAAGUUUUGAAAUUCAUUUUUUCAUCGAUUUUAUUUUUCUUGUGUCGCGCGGGAUGAAAAUCGUCCGCGAUCCCGGCUUCCGUCGCCGUUGAACCUGAGGUCGUCGUGUUAUUCGUAUGCAACGUGUAAACAACAGUACGACACGUCGACACACCGAAACAUCGUCGUCUGCGGUUAACAUCUAGCAUUACAGUGUAAUCCCGUACGUCGGCGUGUUGGCUUGUGCGAUCAAACGUAGUAAUCGGAACGAGUACCGCAGUGAUGAGCAAUAAAGUCGAUAAUCCCGUGAGGGUUUGGUGCGAUGGUUGUUUCGACAUGGUACAUUUCGGCCAUGCGAAUUCCUUGCGACAAGCCAAGGCUUUGGGCCAUUACCUGGUCGUUGGUAUACACACCGAUGAAGAAAUCACGAAGCAUAAGGGUCCACCGGUUUUCACAGAACAAGAGAGGUACAAGAUGGUAAAAGCUAUUAAAUGGGUUGAUGAAGUAGUAGAAGGUGCUCCUUAUGUUACAAAUCUUGAAACUUUAAAUCAACACAAUUGUGACUUUUGUGUUCAUGGAGAUGAUAUCACAGUUACAGCUGAUGGAGUUGAUACUUAUCAUCUUGUCAAAAAAGCUAACAGAUACAAGGAAGUAAAACGGACUGAAGGAAUUUCCACCACUGACGUAGUUGGUCGCAUGUUGUUCAUGACAAGACAGCAUUUCUACAAAGGAGAUAAAGAAUACACUGUGGAAAAAGAACAUUCAUCGGUGAUGGGUCAGGAUAAGGCAGCUAGAAGUCCAUGGACUGGAUGUUCACAAUUUUUACCUACUACUAAAAAAAUUAUUCAGUUCAGUGAAGGCACAGAACCUAAACCUACUGAUAGGGUAGUAUAUGUUGCUGGAGCUUUUGAUAUUUUUCAUGUUGGUCAUUUAGACUUUUUAGAAAAAGCUCAUCAGUAUGGGGAUUUUCUUAUCGUCGGCUUACAUACUGAUCCUAUAGUUAACCAGUAUAAAGGCUUGAACUAUCCUAUAAUGAAUUUACAUGAACGAGUCUUAAGUGUUCUUGCUUGCAAAUAUGUAUCGGAAGUUGUUAUUGGAGCACCAUAUAGUGUAACAUCUGAUUUAAUGAAACAUUUUAAUGUAGAUGUAGUGUGUCAUGGUAAAACACCAGUGAAAAUGGAUAUUAAUGGUGAAGAUCCAUAUGCGAUUCCAAAAGCAAUGAAUAAAUUUGUGAUUGUAGAUUCAGAAAAUAGUAUGACUACAGAAAAAAUUGUGGACCGUAUUAUAAGAAAUAGACUAGAAUUUGAAGCUAGAAAUUUUAAAAAGGAAGCUAAAGAAAUGGCAAUUAUCAAAGAAAUGGAAAAAGUGAAAUUAGAAUCAUGCUAGUAUCUUGUGAUAUUUUUUAUUUCAAUUAUAAAUUGUGUUGUUAAUAAAUAAUACAAUUGAUUAUAUUUUAAUACAUUCAAUCAAUUUUAGAUUCAUGGUAUUACGAAUCAAAUCAUUGAUUUAUUUCUUCUUUAUGUGUCUAUAUUUAUUGUUUGAUUUUUAUUUACCAUA